Penicillium lagena is the source of this 471-nucleotide messenger RNA. It is a transcript of the gene mbf1, whose product is annotated as multiprotein-bridging factor 1. Gene Ontology annotation, molecular function: DNA binding. The transcript has 2 exons. Lineage: Eukaryota; Fungi; Ascomycota; Eurotiomycetes; Eurotiales; Aspergillaceae. Gene Ontology annotation, cellular component: nucleus. The record is from RefSeq and is a predicted model, not a curated record. Bases 1 to 471 code for a protein of 156 amino acids.
AUGAGCGACUGGGACACCGUUACCAAGAUCGGCAGCAAGGCUCGUGGCGCUGGUGGUGCCGCAUCCCGCGAGACAGUCGUCAAGGGCAAGAGCGCCCUCAACGCCGCCCAGCGUCAGGGCCUGGUGAUCGGGACAGAGAAGAAGUUCGCCACCGGCAACGCAGCCAAAGGCUCCGGCAGCGGCGAAGGACAGCACCUGACGAAAGUGGACCGCAGCGACGAAAUCGUCAAGCCCAAGACGGUCGGGUUCGCCGUCGCAGACGCGAUCAAGAAGCGCCGCAACGAGGAGGGCAUCAAGAUGUCGCAGAAGGACCUCGCCACCAAGUGCAACACCACCGUCUCCAUCGUCCAGGAUUUUGAGCGUGGUACCGCCACCCCCGAUCAGAAGGUUCUCAGUGCUAUGGAGCGCGUGCUGAAUGUGAAGCUACGUGGCGCCGAUAUCGGGAAGGAGAAGUUCCCCAAGAAGAAAUAG